Messenger RNA from Trichoplusia ni (cabbage looper), 2494 nucleotides. RefSeq names its product alpha-tocopherol transfer protein-like. The coding region runs from base 456 to 1382 and encodes 308 amino acids. Lineage: Eukaryota; Metazoa; Arthropoda; Insecta; Lepidoptera; Noctuidae. Gene Ontology annotation, cellular component: membrane. The record is from RefSeq and is a predicted model, not a curated record. The transcript is spliced from 7 exons. Gene Ontology annotation, molecular function: phosphatidylinositol bisphosphate binding.
AAAAAUGCUUCAAAGCUGCAAAAUCCUAUAAUUUUCCACUAUCAUUACACAUAAUCCAAUGAACAGUUCCAAUGGCCGCGUGUAUAAUCGGGAAAUGUUUGCCUCGCUCCAAUACCCUGAACUGUUUUACGGCCUAAUAGACUCCAAGCCACCGCCGAUCGUGACGUCAGCUCUCAUUCAUGACCAACACUUUCACAACCAUCAAUUUAUAAUAACCUCCCAUCUCCCUAAUAUACCAGAACAUUGAAUAGAUAACGGGUAGUUAUAGUUUCGUAGGUGAGCAAACUUGACGCUAAAUCUGAAGUACUAUUACAACUUAUUGAAUAGCCCAAAGUCGGUCGGUCAGUCGUGUGGUUAGACGCUUACUGCGACGUCGUAUUGUGAAUCGUAUCCUCUAAGUGUUUUAAAUACAUCGAUUAGUUAACUUACUACAAUAACAAGAAAUAUACGCAACAAUGGUGAAAAUAUCACAGCACAUGCUGACAGACCUGGACAAGAUCCCAGGGGUGCAGCUCGGAGACUUUCUCCUGCAGUUCGAACUUGAUGAGCCGCGGGAGUCGGUUCGAGAGAUCGCCAGGAAGGAGCUCAGAGAAACUCCUGAGAUCGUCAAACCAGCGAUAGAAGAACUCAGAAGAUUACUUGAAGAGGAUAAAGACUUAGUGGUGCCGACGGACAGUGAAGCGUGGCUGGUGCGGUUCUUGAGGCCUUGCAAGUUCUACCCCGAGAGCGCCUAUGACCUUAUCAAACGUUACUACGGGUUCAAGCUCAAGCACUCGAAGCACUACGAGGGUCUGAUCCCCAGCAAGGAGACCAACGUGUUCAUACAGAACGUGCUGACGGUGCUGCCCACACGGGACCAGCUCGGCAGGAGGGUGCUGGUGCUGGAGCUUGGCAAAAAAUGGAAGCCCAGCAAGUGCAGUCUGGACGAGGUGUUCAAGGGCUGCGUGCUGUUCCUGGAGGCGGCCAUGUUGGAGCCCGAGAGCCAGAUAUGUGGCGCCGUCGUCAUCUUCGACAUGGACGGACUGUCCAUGCAGCACGUCUGGCAGUUCACUCCGAGCUUCGCCAACAGAAUUGUCGACUGGUUGCAGGAGGCCAUUCCGCUUCGCAUCAAAGGCCUGUACAUCAUCAACCAGCCGUUCAUCUUCGACAUGGUGUUCAAGAUCUUCAAGCCUUUCCUGAAAGAGAAGCUCCGAUCCCGUAUCGUGUUCAUGGGGAACGACAGGAAGCUGCUGCACGAGUAUAUCAGCCCCAAGUGCCUCCCGGAGCAGUAUGGCGGAACCCUGUCCAUACCCAGCGUCACUGGUGGACAGUGGCUGGAGCUACUCCUUAUGUGUGAUAAGGAAUUCAGUGCAAUCAAUUCGUAUGGAUACAAGAAGAAGUGAAAUAGCACUGAGUGAAAUGGACGAUUUUAUGCAAUGUGAUAUAAAUACGCAUACCGUGAUAAUAUCGAAUACUUUAUUUUAGAUUUAUAUUUACGUACAAAGCAUAAUAUUAGAGAGCCUUAGCCAUUGGAGUUUAUUCUAGAUGUAGAAAUAAUUAAGUAAAUAGUUUUAAUAAAAAUACACUCUUUGUAUACGUCUGAAUGGUACAUUAAGCAUUUGAUAUUUAUCUGAAGCAUUUUUAGUAAUGUUUGAUAUUUGGACCAAUAUUAUGUAUGUUAUAUACUAUGUAUGUUUGUAUGUAUUUAUCUAAGAAUAAUGCCUUUUAGCUUAUAUUUAUAGUAUGUAUAUCUCAUAGAUUUAUGUAAGCAUUUGAUAUUAUUUCCUAAACUAUACUACAAGUUGGGAGUUAAGUUUUGAACUGUUUUAUAUGUUAUUGAUAUCUAAAACAUCUCAUUAGGCUAGGGCAGCUAUCGGGUCCAAAGAAACGUUUGAGUUUUUGUAAUUAAUCUGUAAAAGAGGAAUGAUUGUUUGUGCACAGUUUCUUUUGUUCUGCCCUUUUUGGGACUAGUGUACUCGAUUUUUUAACCUAAUUUCUAUUUUAUCUUUGCGUCAUACAUUUCUCAAAAGCGGGCUGUGAUUGUCUCAAUAAAUGCAUUGUUAUUCAAGGCUUGAAGCCUCAAUCGACUACGUGUGCACUGAUAUGUAUAUUUUUAAACAGCAGGACUUCAUUAUGGAAGCGAGAUGGCUUACUAUAAAACGAUACAGGCAUCUAGCAUUCGCAACGAAGGGCUCAAAGCAAGAGCAAUACUAUCCAUGAUAAUUAUGUUUCACAUAUUAGAAUCUCAUAUUACACGUAUAAAAAACUACAUAUCCUAUCCACGUAUAUUUUUCUCAUUUUAUAUUUUAGUAUAAAUCGAAGUCCAUAACCUUAAAAGGUUUUAUGGUAAGGAUCGUAAGAUAUUUGUAUGUUGAAUUUGUAAAUAUUGUGUACCAUCACUUACACAUAAUAUUAGCGAUAAGAAAAACAUUUAAGAACUCAACAAGUAUUGAGUAAAUUAUGUACCUACAUAUGUAUUUUUGUAAAUUCUUAUUUUAAAAUGUGUAUAUUUGUU